This is a messenger RNA of Entamoeba histolytica HM-1:IMSS, 566 nucleotides long. RefSeq lists its product as uncharacterized. The transcript has a single exon. Lineage: Eukaryota; Evosea; Mastigamoebida; Endamoebidae. Bases 144 to 542 code for a protein of 132 amino acids. The record is from RefSeq and is a predicted model, not a curated record.
UUCUGACUAAUGUCAUGUUUAUGUUCUGACAAAUAACAUGAUAUACAGCAUAUGUUCUAUCAAUCAAAACCCUAUGUUCUGAUUAAUUUGAAUAUUUAAACAACGCCAUUUUUUCGUUUGAUUCAUUAACCAUACAUAAAUAAAUGACAAACGUUUAUAAUCUCAUUCAUGACAAUAUAACCGAAGCUUCAUGUGAAAAAUAUAAAUUAUUGAAUAAUUAUUUCAACGAAAAUACAUAUGAAUUAUUUGAUAUAAUAAUAAAUCGUUAUUCGCGUGAAAUGACAAUUACCGAGUUGAUUUAUUUCUAUAAUUUACAUCGAUACGCAAAUGAUCCAGCGAAUUGGAUCUCAAUUAUGCUUCAUGAAUGCGGGUUUGCAAUCGGCAUAAUAACCCGCAUUAAAAGGGAGGGAGUUUUUAAUUUAACUCCAGCUGAUUUUAAGCUGGUCCUCCCUUACCUCGAUGAUUUUUGGGCCCGGGAUGGCCUUGCCGGAGCUUGGGAUAUACUCCUUGAAGUAUAUCGCAAGCAAAAUGGAGAGAUUUAAUUCUCUCUAAUUUAAUUCUUUUUU